AUGAUAGCGGAAAUUCCCGACACUGAGGCGGAAAUAGAGCCGAGCUCGGACCUGGAAAUUCAGUAUGGAGGGGGGUUUAUCCGGGAUGAUCCAGAUGUUAAGAAAGGCAAGACUCGAAGAGUGACACGGAGAAGAACCCGUACACAAACGGGUGAACUCAGGCGAAUCAACUACAACGAGGAUGAGGAUGGGCAGCCCGGCGUGAAGAGGGCAUCGAGGAGGGCAAAAAAAGCACCAGUUAUCAAAAUUGAAGAUGAUGUAGACGGGGAAGACGGAGAUUAUGUUCUCAGUGCAGAGGACGAAGUUUACGAAGUUGAGGAGGAGGAGCGGGACCUAUAUCAUCCGGGGGAUGAGCUUAAUGAUGACGUGGUUGUCGUGAAGGCGGAAAAGGUGGAAAAUACACCUGAAGUGCCUAUUGAUGUGGAAGAUGAAGAGGUUGGACAGGCAGAAGGUGGCAAUGAGAAGAAAAGAAGAAGAGGCGGAAAGACAGGCGGGAAACGCAAGAGAAAGGGCAAGAAGAAGCCGAAAAUCAAGCUGACACCCUUCCAGAGGCGGACAAACAAGUUGAUGGAGGCACAUCCAGAGCUGAAAGACGUGUUUAAGGCUUUGGAAGAGACGCCUGAAAGAAAAGCAGAGCGAAUGAAGCAGCCGGACGGACUGACGAUCACCUUGCUCCCAUUUCAGCAGGAGGGCCUGCACUGGAUGGUGGAGCAGGAGCAGAACUCAAGCUACAACGGCGGGAUCUUGGCAGAUGAGAUGGGCAUGGGCAAAACGAUCGAAAUGAUCUCUCUAAUGAUGUGGGACCGGUCCAAGACUCCGAACUUGGUCGUUGCACCGACGGUGGCGUUGAUGCAGUGGAAAUCAGAGAUAGAGAACCACGCUGGCGGUGCCUUGAAGGUGUAUUUGUACCACGGGGCGAACCGCGCGAAGUCGUUGCAGGAAUUGCAAGAUUACGAUGUGAUUCUCACGUCUUACGCAGUUGUGGAGAGCGGGUACCGGAAGGAGAAGUACGGGUUCAAGCGGCAUGGCCGGCGGGUCAAGGAGCGGAGUCUUAUUCACCAGAAGCAGUUCUACCGGGUGGUUUUGGACGAGGCCCACAACAUUAAGGACAGAACGAGUUCGACGGCACAUGCUGCAGAUCACCUUAACUGUGAGAAGAGGUGGUGCCUAACGGGAACACCGCUCCAGAACAGAAUCGGCGAGUUGUACUCGUUGAUCCGGUUUUUGGAUUUGCAGCCGUUUUGCUGCUACUUCUGCACGAAAUGCAGCUGUGCAUCGAAAGAAUGGAAUUUCCCAGACUACAAGGUGUGUGCAGCGUGCGGACAUGCCCCCAUGUGCCACAGCAACUUCUUCAACCACUUCAUGUUGAAGAACAUCCAGAAAUACGGGCUGGAGUUCGAGGGAAAGGAGGCUUUCCAUCGGUUGCAACUUCUCCUCAGGCAGAUCAUGCUCCGGCGGACCAAAGUGGAACGUGCGGACGACUUGGGGUUGCCGCCGAAAAUCGUCGAAAUCCGUCGCGACUACUUCAACCCGGAGGAGAAGGACUUGUACAUGUCGUUGUUCACCAACUCGAAGCGCCAGUUUGAUGACUACGUUGCCAAGGGUGUUGUUUUGAACAACUACGCCAAUAUAUUCACGCUCAUUACCCGGAUGAGGCAGUUGGCCGACCACCCGGACCUUGUUUUGAAGCGGCUCAAGCCAGCUGCUGCCCAGCUCACGGAUCAGGACACCAGAGACUUGUUGGCGGGUGUUGUUGUGUGCCAACUCUGCGAUGACGAGGCUGAGGACCCCAUCGUGUCCAAGUGCCACCACAAAUUCUGCCGGAUGUGCAUCAGCGAGUAUAUCGACAGCUUCGAAGGUGACCAACGCCAGUUGAAGUGCCCCGUGUGCCAUAUUCCGCUCAGUAUCGACCUCGAGCAGCCGGCAAUCGAGCUGAAUCCGGCCAUCGCCGACAAGAAAAGCUCCAUCGUCGACCAGAUCAACAUGUUGGGCAGCUGGAAGUCGUCGACCAAGAUCGAGGCACUCAUGGAGGAGCUCUACAAGUCGAGGUCCGACCGCAAGACCACCAAGUCGAUCGUCUUCUCGCAGUUCACGUCGAUGCUCGACUUGGUCGAGUGGCGGUUGAAAAGAGCCGGUUUCGCAACUGUCAAAUUGCAGGGCUCCAUGACCCCGGUCCAGAGGCAGGAGUCCAUCCGGUACUUCUUGGAAAAUCCGUCCGUUGAGGUCUUCUUGGUCUCAUUAAAGGCCGGGGGUGUCGCACUCAACUUGGUGGAGGCUAAUCAGGUUUUCAUCAUGGACAGUUGGUGGAAUCCUGCUCUAGACACAGGCCAGGCUGCCGAUAGAAUCCAUAGAAUCGGGCAGUUCCGGCCCAUCCGCAUUGUCAAGUUGGUCAUAGAGGACAGUAUUGAGUCCAGAAUCAUCGAGUUGCAGGAGAAGAAGGCCAACAUGGUCAAGGCUACUUUGGAUAAGGACCAGUCUGCUGCCAACCGCUUAACUCCGGCCGACAUGCAGUUUUUAUUCAACAAUUAG
Molecule: messenger RNA, 2529 nt
Organism: Brettanomyces bruxellensis
Lineage: Eukaryota; Fungi; Ascomycota; Pichiomycetes; Pichiales; Pichiaceae
Gene: RAD16
Product: DNA repair protein rad16
Exons: 1
Coding region: 1-2529 (842 amino acids)
Molecular function (GO): metal ion binding; ATP-dependent chromatin remodeler activity; ATP binding
Source: RefSeq, a predicted model, not a curated record